AUGAAAACAACGAUUAUAUUCUUAAAAAUCUUGGUGGAAGAUUUGAUUCUUGAUGUAAAAGAACUUGAUAAAUAUUUGUGGUUAGGUGGUUUAUUUGGUCCUUUCCAAACCGAAAAUUACAAUUAUGAAAGAAAUCAAGAUAUUAACACUUUAAUAACUCUACAAAUAUAUACAUCUUCGCAUGAUUUCGAUAUCACCUCUCUCUAA
Entrophospora sp. SA101 is the source of this 207-nucleotide messenger RNA. The record is from the annotation of a GenBank genome assembly. Lineage: Eukaryota; Fungi; Glomeromycota; Glomeromycetes; Entrophosporales; Entrophosporaceae.